AAAUCGCAAAAAAAUGUUUAAAUAAGUAAAAAGUGAAUGGUGGGGGCGUUACUUACUGCGCAAACGCGGCACAACUUUCGAUUACAUUCUGUCUUAUAAAAACUACAGUUUCGCAAAUUUCUAUUCAGUAACGCGUAGAUUUAUAUUGCAAAGUGAUAACUUAUAUCUGUUUUUAAUAUCUAUAUAAAAUAUACUUGCUCUUUAAUUAAUUCAAACGGUAUAUUAUCAUAUCAUGUUCAAAUCACAAUUUUAUCUUCACAAAAAACGAGUAAAAAUUUAGCAAAAUUAUUUUAAAUAAAACAGAAAGAAAAACAUUCUUAAGAUAAAAAACAUAUAUUUGAAAAAUUAUAAAUUAGUAAUAAGAAAUAAUUACUUAAUAGAUUUUAAACUCAAUGACUGUUUGGAGAAAAUUAUUUGGUAAAUAUCUUCUAGUCACAAAUACUGUGAGCUGUGGCUUAAUGAUGGCAAUAGCAGAUAUUAUUCAACAACGUAAUGAAUACUUAAAAAAAUAUAAAUAUUUACCAAAUGGAACUUAUGUAAUGGCAGCAUCUCCAGAUAUAGAACAAAAGUUUCAUUUAAAGAUUUCUGAUAUUUAUAUGCACGAUUAUGUGCGAACUAAAAAUAUGAUGAUUGUAGGCCUAUUUCAAGGUCCCUUUCAUCACUGGUUCUAUAUGAUUUUAGAAAAGGUAUUGCCCGGAAAAAAUGCUAUAUCCGUUAUUAAAAAAACUUGUCUAGAUCAAACUAUUGCCAGCCCAAUUUGUCUAGGAAUAUUUUUUAUUGGUCUUGGCUUUUUAGAACAUCACAAUAUGAAAGAGAUUCAUGAAGAGAUGAAAGUGAAAUUAUACGACACGUGGAAGAUUGAUUGCUGUUUUUGGCCUCCAACACAAUGUGUAAAUUUUUUCUUCAUACCGCUUCGUUAUAGAGUAUUAUAUACUAAUUUUAUGACAAUGAUUUAUGAUAUUUUUCUGUCAUAUAUGAAAUAUGUAAGUUUUUUUUUAAUUUUUUCUCAAAUUUUUUCAUAA
Apis dorsata (giant honeybee) is the source of this 1022-nucleotide messenger RNA. RefSeq names its product mpv17-like protein 2. The record is from RefSeq and is a predicted model, not a curated record. The coding region runs from base 393 to 1022 and encodes 209 amino acids. Gene Ontology annotation, cellular component: cytoplasm; membrane. Gene Ontology annotation, biological process: mitochondrial ribosome assembly. Lineage: Eukaryota; Metazoa; Arthropoda; Insecta; Hymenoptera; Apidae. The transcript has 3 exons.